UUGGGUCCGUUUCUCCGCAGCUCUCUGGAGCGCCGAGCGGCGACUCACUGGGCUGUGACGCGUCGGGCCGGGGAGGAGGAGUCCGCCUUGCGCUUAAAUACCAGCCUCCAUCCCGCACACCGGACAGACACGCACCAGCAGCGCGACACCACGAGCUCCUCCGCUGACCAAACAAAGAGGGCUGCGCGACCGCACUUUUACGCGCUCCUUCACGUACAUCCAAUCCUCGGGAGAGGAUAACAUUCGCCGCACACGGGUUUAACCAUGAUCAAGAAAAUGUCGCCCACCGAAAGCGACUUUGACAUCCCGGCGAAGAACUGCUACAGGAUGGUGAUUUUGGGAUCCACCAAAGUUGGGAAAACGGCCAUCGUGUCCCGCUUCCUGAACGGCAGGUUCGACGAGCAGUACACGCCGACCAUCGAGGACUUCCACCGGAAGGUGUACAGCAUCAAGGGGGACGUGUACCAGCUCGACAUUCUGGACACAUCGGGGAACCACCCUUUCCCCGCCAUGAGGAGACUGUCCAUCCUGACAGGUGACGUGUUCAUCCUCGUCUUCAGCCUGGACAACCGCGACUCCUUCCAGGAGGUGCAGCGGCUCAAGCGGCAGAUCUACGAGACCAAGUCGUGUCUGAAGAACAAGAUCAAGGAGAACAUCGACGUGCCCCUGGUCAUCUGCGGCAACAAGGGCGACCGGGAGUUUUACCGGGAGGUGCAGCAGGAGGAGAUCGAGCAGCUGGUGGCCGGGGACGACCAGUGCGCCUACUUCGAGAUCUCCGCCAAGCGCAACGAGAACGUGGAUAAAAUGUUUCAGACCCUCUUCACUUUGGCCAAGCUGCCCCACGAGAUGAGCCCCGACCUCCACCGUAAGGUGUCCGUGCAGUACUGCGACAUGCUGCACAGGAAGUCGCUGAAGAGCAAGAAGAUGAAGGACAUUGGCGAGGCGUACGGCGUGGUCACGCCGUGCGCGCGGAGACCCAGCGUGCACAGCGACCUCAUGUACAUUAAGGAGAAGGCGAUCGGAGGCGGCCAGGGCAAAGAAAAGGAGCGGUGCGUGAUCUGCUAAGCGCGAGACAUCAACUCGAAUCUUUGAAAAGAAGAAAGGAGCCAUGGUGCGUCAGCUGGAGAAGCGACCCGCGCGGUCGGCUGCGCUCCAACCAGACACGGGGGGCUUGGAGACGUCGGGGGCCGCCGCCGCCGCCGCGCGCUCCGGCGCAGCGCCGUCUCCAAGGACACUGACAGUGGACACGCGAGGCCGCACGAAAACCACUCAACGUACACAACAACCAACAGUGUCCACAAGACACAAGAGAAUGUUCGCUUAUACUGUCAGUCAGGCCCAGUGUGUGAUGUGGCUUCAUACCUUGUGAGACUCGCGCAUCGAUGCGUAAAAAAAAAAAAUCUGUUUUAUUGACGUCAUGUCUUGUACACAUGCCAGAGAGGAGAGAGGAAACAGAGACUCCUGGUUCCGGAGGUGAAGUGUUGGGUGGAAAAAAAAAGUUGUUCACCACUUAUUAUAGAUUUUUAUAAGGGCACACUUGAAUGUUUUUGUUGCAAUCCGAACACUUUUUCUGAAAAAACGUGAAUGUAUAUUUAUUGUCAAUAAUGAAUGUCAAUAUUUUGCAAAGAAGAAGAAGAAGACAAUCUUGAAAUACAAUAAAAACAAACGACAGAAACUAAAA
Messenger RNA from Scophthalmus maximus (turbot), 1681 nucleotides. RefSeq names its product RAS, dexamethasone-induced 1 (gene rasd1). NCBI's taxonomy places the organism in Eukaryota, Metazoa, Chordata, Actinopteri, Pleuronectiformes, Scophthalmidae. Gene Ontology annotation, molecular function: GTPase activity; GTP binding. The record is from RefSeq and is a predicted model, not a curated record. The transcript has 2 exons. Bases 265 to 1065 code for a protein of 266 amino acids.